AUGAAGGCUUUUGCCCUGCCCGUCCUUCUCGGCCUUGCUGGCCUCGCGACUGCCCGCACUGAUCUCGGCGGCUGCAUCUCAUCCCAGACCACCAAUCAAUGGCACGAGGCCAGUAUGAUCUGGUGGGUUCCCGACACCGGCGAGAUCUGCGACUUCGUUGAUUGCGGCGGCGGUCGUGCUCCUCCCAAGACCACCCAGCCCGGUUGCCCUCUCUACUCCGGCACUGCGACUUUGACUCCCAGCUACAUGCCCGGCUGGGGUCCCAACGGCAAGUUGGCCGCUACUACCACCACCGUCGCGCAAACCACCGCCUCCACCAAGACUACCGCGACUGGCGAAGCUUCAGAGAAGACCACUACUCAGACUGAGAGCGAGGGGAGCAUGGUCACCGCUGCGCCGACUAGCUCGCCCGUUGUCUCUUUGACUACGAUUACUUCGUCUACUUCAAAGGUCGCAAACUCCACUGCCUCUGGAAACUCGACCACUUCUGCUACGACUCCCGUUCAUACUGGUGGUGCUAGUGGAUUCGCUGCUACCAACCUGGCUGGUGUCAUGGCUAUUGUUGCCGCUGCUGUCGGUGCUGUUGCCCUGUAA
Penicillium cataractarum is the source of this 594-nucleotide messenger RNA. Its product is annotated as putative cell surface protein. The coding region runs from base 1 to 594 and encodes 197 amino acids. Lineage: Eukaryota; Fungi; Ascomycota; Eurotiomycetes; Eurotiales; Aspergillaceae. The record is from RefSeq and is a predicted model, not a curated record. The transcript has a single exon.